Rotaria sp. Silwood2 is the source of this 1002-nucleotide messenger RNA. The record is from the annotation of a GenBank genome assembly. Lineage: Eukaryota; Metazoa; Rotifera; Eurotatoria; Philodinida; Philodinidae.
AUGUUGAUUAUAUUUAUAUUCAUCUUUAGUACUUAUGCUCCUAUUCAAAUCGUAUGUAGUUCUGAUUUUUCUUCUUCUGAAUUUGACAUAAAAAAUGGUGGUCAUGCUUUACAUGCUCUUCAACGUCUUUUAAAUUUUUUUGAAUCUGAUGCAAAUAAUCUAAAUCUUGAUGGUUUAUAUGGUUUACGUAUAGCACAAGGUCAAUUAAAUGCUCUUCAACAAAGUUUAAGGUCACGAAUCAAUAAAAAAAUUCAUUUAACUGAUCGACAUAAUCUAAUUCAUUCAUUAUCAACACAGAUUGAACGCAUAGCAAAUGUAAGUUUGCAGAGAAUUGCACAUGAGGCAUCAUCAUAUUUACAUCGAUUUUAUCUUAUUGUUCAUCAUCCAUUUGUAAUUGAUUAUCAAUCGAAAAAAAUUAAUAAGAAUUUAAUUGAACAAGGUGAAGGAAUUUCCAAUUUUGAUGAAGAAGAAUCCGAUCAAUGUUUUGCUGAAUUACUUGGUUCAAGUGAUAAUCCGAAGUCAAUUAAAUGUUUUAUUAGUGAACACUGCUGGAAUAUGAUGACAUCUCCAAAGGGUGGCAAUUAUCGUAUAACACAUCAAUUAUUAUGGUUUUUAAUUGCAAAAAAUAUCGGUUGUAUAAAUCAAGAUGUUACAAAUAAAAAUUUCAAUGAUUUAGAAGAUUAUUUUUGUGCAAAUAUAUAUGAUGAUGCUAAAACCAAUUUACAUGAUAAUUUUAAUCAAGAUUUAUUUAUUGAACAAUUAUUAAUUUGUUCAAUAAUUGGUUAUGAAGAUUUUGUACGUCCUGAUUGGUUUAAUACAAUAUUAACGUGGCAACAUCCAGUUUAUGGUUGUUUUAGUGAUGCAUCGGAAACAAUUCGAUUUCAUCGUAAAACACGACGACAUUUAUUAGUGGAACAAGAAAUGAAUAAUGGAUGUUUGUCGCAUAAAAGUGGUUUAGCAGCAGGGUUGUUAGCUACUUAUUCGCGAGUUUAUUUGCAAUAA